AUGGCAAAAACUAAUCGUGUUCCAAUAUUUGGUUCACGGCCACCUUGUGCAUAUCAAUCUCGUCUUGAUGAUCGUAGUGCACAUUUGAGAGCAACUCAAAUUGAAAGAUCAAUAUCAACAUCUGAUAGAUCAGAAGAUUUUGUUUUUUAUGAAGAUUCUGAUGAAGAAGAAAGUACAGUGUCAUUGUGCAGUAUAUUAAAUUCUUCAUACAAUGUUGUUGACUAUAUAAGAACCAGAGAAUAUGGAAUGCGAGAGUAUCAUUCAAUAAAUCAGAAUCAUUGGGCCCGGCAUAUAUUGACAAACAAUAUAUUAAAAGAAAAAUCUAUACCAUUAAAAACAAUGGAUAAAGUUUUUUGUUCAAAAUGGCUUAGUAGUAAACAAAUUAUCUUUGGAACAAAAUGUAAUAAAGUAAGUAAAACAGAUAUAGUGUACUUGCAUUAAGUUUUUUAAUGUUUAAAUUAAAAGAUUUCUACCUAGUGUUUAGUAAAACUUAAAAUUUGUCAAUAAAACAAUUAGAUUUUUUUUGAUGUUUUUCUUUUAUUAAUACAAUUUUAUUUGAAUAUAUUCAAUUGAUAUUAGGUAUCUGUUUACUCACUAUUAACUUAUUAAAGAAUUAGUUAGUAGAUACCUACAACUAAACUAAUUUAUUUUAAUGAAAAGGGACAAAUGUAUGGGGUUCUUUCUUUAUCAUGACCUUGUUAACAUCAGUAGCGCUAAAUAGUAAUUGUAUUAACCCAUUGAGUUUUAGGAUUUUCACUCUCCCAAAAGACAUAAAAACAGAUAAAAGUGACAUUACUUCAAUUUAAAAUGAGUAUGAUUUUGCACCACUCAUCAAGUUCAAAUCUAUAACUUUGAGCAUGCAGUUCAAUGUCAUACUAAGUUAUUUUGUGCUUUCUUUGUUUUGUAUUUUACUAUCUUUUGAACUAAUCCAUUGAAAAUUCAGCAGAUCAUGUUCUACCGUAUAUUUUGUUGUUUAUUUAAUAUGAACCAUCAAUAUAUAUGAAUAAUAAAAUUUAACCGUUAGUUCUGUAUUUGCCCAAUUAAGCUAUCUAUUGUCAUCCUCAAAAAUGUAAUUUUGUGUUUCCUAUGUAACAUGAGGGUGUACUUACCACUGAACUGACUAGAAUAUAUUUAAAUGUUUCUUUUAUGUUUUUAGUUAAUGGUUUAUAAUGUUGAUUCACACGAUCUGGACCAAAUACCAUUAAUUAAAGGACGUAUUGAUGAUUCAGAAAAUCAACUAACUGGUAUUCAUUCAUUAAAAAUAAACCCAUGUAGGUCAUUAUUAGCUACAGGUGCAUAUAAUUCAAAUGAAAUUGCUGUAUACAGAUUGCCCACAUUAGAUCCAAUUGUUUUAGCUGAGGUAUAAUUGAAUUUUUUCUUAUAUUUUGUUUUAAAUUAUUAAUUAAAUUAAAUUAAUAUUUCAUUAGGGCGCUCACAAAGAUUGGGUAUUUGACAUAGAAUGGUUAGAUAAUGAAUUUUUUGUCAGUGGAUCUCGUGAUACCAAUCUUGCACUAUGGCAAAUUCAAGAUCAAUAUGAAGAACAGUAUGAUAUUGAUGGUGAUCUCAUACAACCAGUCACUCAAUUUCUUAGCCCUAAAGUAAUAAAAAGCUGUAGAGCAGCAGAAAAAAUACGUGCAAUCAUAUUCAAUAAGAAUUUAAAAGAAAUGGCUACAUUAUCAUUAAAUGGAUAUGUUCAUAUUUGGGAUGUUGAACGAUUUAAACAAGUGAAUGAAAUUUUAAUAUACUACACAUUAUUAUUUACAAUAGUUAUACAUUAUUUUAAUUCUUUGUUUUAAAAUGUUUAAAUAUUGAAAUGAAAUAAUAUUAUUUUGGCCAUGAGUUAAUAAGUAAGUAUCUAUAUUCUUAGCAAAAAUCAUAUUUGGUUAAUAUAGUCUAUGUUAAAAAUAAAUAUAAAUAUUAAAUAAAAAGAAAAUGUAAUGUUCAAUAGGUAUGCACCUGCUAGACAAAAAGCUGGCACAAAUCCAUCAAUGAUCAGUAUUUUUAAUAACAAAACUGCACUUUGUUUAAGUUUUAAUUUUGAAAAGUUUGUCAGUGUUUUGGUUUAUGGACAUUUAAACUAACACUACUGUUAUUUGUUCGGUAUUGGUUCAGUAUUAAUUAAGCUUGCUCCAUUGAUAGAAUAUCAUUUAUCAUCUAAUUGUAGUAAUUAAUACACAUUUUAAUACUUAAUUUGUUCUUUUGUGUUUUGCAAAUAGUGGAUCUUGUUAAAUCUAUUCUUUAACAAUUCAAAGAAUAUGAUAUUAAUUUCAAAAAUGAGUUUUAUAAACUUUUUAGUUUUUAAUAGUAAUAAUUUCCAAUAUUUUACUAUAUUGAUAUUAAUAUAUAAAUAUAUAUAUAUAUAUAUUUAAGAUUCUGAAUAAAGCUAAGCUUUUUUUAUGAGGGCAACUUUUCUACCAGAAAUCUUGCUCUGAUUUUUAAGUGUAGCAACUUUUCUGAAAGGAAAUCAGUCUGGAAAGGUACUGUAGAAUCAAUUUUUGAUUUUCCUGGACUAUUCUUAAUAAAUGGGAAAAACACUAUCAACUGAAAAACUCUGCUCAGAAUUGUUUUUCGUUAGCAAUGGUUUAUUGUUGCUUACCAAUAUACAUUAAAUUUCUCAUUUACAACAGUGGCCCACACAAAUGUGGAGUUUGUCUCAUUUUUUUCAUUUGACUUUUAGAGAUUUUCAAGAAGAUUACCAAGUAACCAAGAUAAUGUCUGUAUGUCAUUGAAAAGUGAUAGCAGUUUAUAUGCAAUAGGAUGUCGUCCAUAUGCAUUACUACUUGAUUCGAGAAUGUUGCAAGCUGUAAAGAAGGUUUAUGGAAGACAUUCAGGAUGUGGUUUGUAUAUUUUAAUGUCUUAAAAUAUUAUUUUUAAUAAGUAAUUACAUUUAAAUAAAGUAAAUAAAUAUAUAAAAAUAAAUGAAUGAAUAAAUAGAAAAAAAAAUUAUACAAAUUGGCUGUUUCACAUAAAAUAUAGAAAUAAUUUAAUUGAGUUAUUAAACAUAGAUAUGUUAAGAAAUAUAAAUGAUUUCAUUGUUAUUUAUUAUUUAAAAUGUAUUAAUAUAAAAUAUUAUUUUUAAAAUCGGUUUGAACAUUUAAAAUAUUCAUAAAAUUAUUUUUCUUCAUUUCAUUGUGUAUGUGUAAUAUAAAAAAAAUGUAGUUAACUACUUAAACAAAAUAAAUAAAAACAUUCAAUUUAUACUCAAAAUAUAAAUGAAUAAUAAAUUAAAUUUCCUAGAUCUUACAGUUUCUAUAAUAAACAAUAAAUUUGAUUUUAGUAUUUAGGAAACCUAAACAAACUAAUUCCAUAGGCUUGAAUGUAUUCCAUUAAAUAAACAUAAUUAUCAACAUGAGCUCAGUAUUAUUUAUAAUAUAAAUUAUAAGAAUAAUUUAAAUUUAAAUACUAUUAAAAAAAAUCAUAAAUUUAUUAAAGAUAAAGUAAAUACACAACUCACUAAAUAAUGUUGUUAAUUAUUGUAUUAUGAAAUAUCAAAAUAAUAUGUCUAACAAAUUUUCUAAAAUUCUAAACAAUAAUACAAAUAAUGUAAAAAUCCCUUUCAAGACUAAUAAUAAUUUAAUUAAACAUAUAAACAAUAGAAUUAAAAACUUCACACAAAAUUCCCCUUUUUUUGAAAAUGCUGGUAUGUAUUAACUUAAAUGUAACUAUAAUAAAUUUUAUUUAGGAAAGACAAAUAGAAAUUUUAAAAUAAGAUAUAAAGAACACUUUUCUGAAAUAAAAUUAAAAAAUACUACCCCUAAAUCGAAUUUGGAUAUAUUUUAUAAAGAAAAAAACCAUCUAAAAAAAAUUAAAUAAUUCUAUUUUAAUUAAUUUUAUUUCAGUAAUCAGAUCUUUAAGUUUUCAAGAUAAUUUAAUGACAAUUGGAACAGGUGUUGGUGCCAUGUUGUUCUAUGAUGUACGUGCUGCAAAAUACUUAGAGAUCUCUAAUGCUAAUACAAGUAGAGUAGUUGUAUUAAGAACAAGUCAAGGUUAUAUUGUGAGUGCUAUAAUUUGUACACUUAGUAUGCACUUGUUAUUAUUUUAUUUUAUCUUAUGUUUAAUUUUUAGUGGUCUGAUGAAGAUGAUAAUAUAGCAGAAAGUCUACGAAAUGUGAAAUAUACACCAGCAAUUUAUACACAUUGCUAUGACUUCUCAGGGACAAGAUUAUUUUCUGCAGGAGGACCAUUGCCAUCUGAUAUGUCUGGGAAUUACGCUGGUUUAUGGCAAUAA
Molecule: messenger RNA, 4227 nt
Organism: Cinara cedri
Lineage: Eukaryota; Metazoa; Arthropoda; Insecta; Hemiptera; Aphididae
Source: the annotation of a GenBank genome assembly